Molecule: messenger RNA, 1878 nt
Organism: Oikopleura dioica
Lineage: Eukaryota; Metazoa; Chordata; Appendicularia; Copelata; Oikopleuridae
Source: the annotation of a GenBank genome assembly
AUGUUCUUGACAUUAGAAGAAGCAGAAGAUAAAUUGAUUGAAAAAGGUCUUACGACCAGAGAAGAGAUCGAUGCUGAUAAAAAGACGAAAAGAGCUGUCAAGGAUGAUGAAGAAAAUUUCUUUUUCCAGAGAGACCAGAUCCGAAGAGAUUCACUGAGAAAGCUACUCGUCUUUUUCGAAAUGGAGGGUCGCAAGACUUUCCUUGCAAACCUGCAAAAACGCAAAACAACAGCUCCGAACUAUUGUGAAACUGAUGAAGAGACAGAGGAACCGGCUGAAAACGCUUUGUUGAGGGCUGCGCUCCAAGCGAAUCAGUUUUUCAUCAAGGAGUCACAGGAGUCAAAAGGAAAAGGCAAAGGAUCUAACAAUCCGCAGCUUUCGAAAACGUCAAAACACAAGUUGAUGCGUCAAGUCGCAAGCGGUGAUUCGAUUGCAUCAAUACAGCGAAACAACCAGAACUACUUUGACGAUUUUGAGAUCUUCCACUACUCACCAGACAACAAAACAACAGCAAGAGCAAACUUGGACAUCCUCAACAUCACGCUGAUAAACGAAAAGAAGGAGCAACUUCUUUUCGAUAUUUUGCUUGGCCACGGAAAAGAUGGUGAGAACACAUCGCAAGCCAUCAUCGCAUCUGUCGAGCAAGACGAAGCAACUGGUAUGAAGAUCUGGGAGAAGGUUGAUACGAUUCUGAGCGAUACAUUCACCGGCCAGAUCAAUGCGAAUGAACGACUUCUUCAACACAUCAGACUCCGCAGAAACGAUCCAAAUGCUCCUAUAGAAGUGCUCUGGUGUAUCCUGCAUACCUGCUCUAAUCUCGACAAAAAAGGACAUGAAGGGCAGACAACUCUCGCUCAAGAGUGUCUCCAGGAGAUUAAAAUUUUGUUUGGAUCACCAACAAACAGCGGUUUCCAUAAAUUCGAUAUUAAAAAUGAUUUAUCGAAAGAAAUCGAAGCUCGUGGAGGAGGCAGGAACAAAUUUCCCUUCACGACAGAUCUAGGAAGCCGCAUGGGAACAGCGCGACAGAAUGCAGAAAAUCUCAUCAUCCACUACCAGGCAGUGAUGGCUGCUCUGAAAAGAAACGAAAACACGAAUACCAGGGCGAAAAAUCUUCUCAGCCACCUUGGGAAAGAAGGAGUCUUGCCUGAGAUCGCGAUCGUUGUCUUUGUCUGGUCAGCAUUUUGUGGACCGAUCCUUCGUACGGCAGAGAAGGAAGAAUCAACGAUUCAAGAUGUCAAGACCGCCUUGAGAACAUCUUCUGAAGAGGCCACAAGAAUUCUCCAAUGCGACAGUCCAUUUGAUACAUUGUAUCUUCUUGCUUCUACGAACUCUUCCAGACAAAAAUUCUACAGAGACCUCGAUUUGAUGAUGAAAGGAGAAAGAAGUGACACUGUAUCGGCAAAUCUCAAUGCUGCAGCUCUCGCGUCAAUCAACAAGCUGAAAUACAAAAUCGAGAAAGAUUUUGCACACUAUCAGACACUCACAGUGGAGGGCCUUUAUGUUUGCUGCAACCGUUUUGCAGAAUCCGUCUUUGGCCUUUUCAAGGAGACAGAGCUUCACAAAUCAGCGGCCAGUACAGACACUAUUGUUCAGAUGACAAUCGCCCGAAUGAACAAUCUGCAAAACUUCUUCCGCUCAAUGACAAAAACUCAAGUUGAGAGGCUGUGGAAAAAGAUCGACUCAAAGACAGCACUAUCGAACUACCAUGCUGCGCGUAAAGCUACUCAAGUAAAGCUUCAGAACAUCGCGAAUCGCCGUAAAGAACGAAUCGCCGAAGAAAAAGCAAAAAAAUUGGAGAAAAAAGAAGCAAAAAGAAUCAAGAAAGAAAUGCAGACACCAGUGCGAUCGUCCCUCCCACGAAAAAAGAAGCUUCUGUAA